UCACCUGACUACAGAAACCCAAUUAUAAUCCCUGAGAAGAAAGUGUGAUUACUCUUGGAUUAAAAAAAAAGAACUGGGUCCUGGCCGGUUUGGCUCAGCAGUUAGAGCGUCGGCCUGCGGUCUGGAGAGACCCGGGUUCGGUUCCCGCUAAGGCGUUUACCGUCACAAGGAGAUCUCUGCCCCCUGGGGCUGAGACCCUCAGCCCUUCACCAAGCUGAAGCUGCCGCGUAUUGAGGUACCAGCUAGAUGUCUUCUCACAAAGGACCUGUGGUGGCACAGGGCAUUGGGGCUCCUGCCAAUAACAGGGAGACGGACACAGUGGAGCUGGCUGAACUGGGACCCCUGCUAGAAGAGAAGACCAAACGGGGAAUCGCUGACCCAACCAAAGCUGAAGAAGAGCAAGCAUGCCCAGGGCCCCAGGAGGAGGAGGAGGAGGUCCGGGUGCUGACACUUCCCCUGCAAGCACACCACGCCAUGGAGAAGAUGGAGGAGUUCGUGUACAAGGUCUGGGAGGGACGCUGGAGGGUCAUCCCGUAUGAUGUGCUCCCUGACUGGCUGAAGGACAACGACUACCUGCUGCACGGCCACAGGCCUCCCAUGCCCUCCUUCCGGGCUUGUUUCAAGAGCAUCUUCCGCAUCCACACAGAGACAGGCAACAUCUGGACCCACCUGCUUGGUUUUGUGCUGUUUCUCUUCCUGGGAAUCUUGACCAUGCUCAGACCAAACAUGUACUUCAUGGCCCCCCUGCAGGAGAAGGUGGUUUUUGGGAUGUUCUUUUUGGGUGCAGUGCUCUGCCUGAGCUUCUCCUGGCUCUUUCACACCGUCUACUGUCAUUCAGAGAAAGUCUCUCGGACUUUUUCCAAACUGGACUAUUCAGGGAUCGCUCUGCUGAUUAUGGGGAGCUUUGUGCCCUGGCUCUACUACUCCUUCUACUGUUCCCCGCAGCCGCGGCUCAUCUACCUCUCCAUCAUCUGCGUCCUGGGCAUCUCCGCCAUCAUUGUGGCACAGUGGGAUCGGUUUGCCACUCCUAAACACCGGCAGACACGGGCAGGGGGUCAGAGUCUUGGGAACUUAAGUCUUUAUGCUCUUACUGGGAAACUUGUCCACUCCUCUCUGCUUGAAGCCACCGGAAACUUUGCCGUCUGGGUUCUGUACCCAAGUCAGCCCCUGGAAGCUUUGGUCUCAUCUUUGCCCAGCAGUGAUGGAGAGUGGGUGUUCCUGGGCCUUGGCCUGAGCGGCGUCGUGCCUACCAUGCACUUCACUAUCGCCGAGGGCUUUGUCAAGGCCACCACUGUGGGCCAGAUGGGCUGGUUCUUCCUCAUGGCUGUGAUGUACAUCACCGGAGCCGGCCUGUAUGCUGCUCGCAUUCCUGAGCGCUUCUUUCCUGGAAAGUUUGACAUCUGGUUCCAGUCACAUCAAAUUUUUCAUGUCCUGGUGGUGGCAGCAGCCUUCGUCCACUUCUAUGGGGUCUCCAACCUUCAGGAAUUCCGCUACGGCUUGGAAGGCGGCUGUACUGAUGACUCCCUUCUCUGAGCCUCCCGCCUGAGGCUGGAAGGGGAACUUCCCAAGUGCUUUCAAAAAUAACUUCUUUGCUGAAGUGAGAGGAAGCGUCUGAGUUGUCUGUUUCUAGAAGAAACCUCUCGGAGAACUCAGUGCCGGCCUGGCUUCAGCCCACUUUCCCACCUCAGGGUGGGGGAUGAACUCUCCACAUCCCUCACCGAGGAAGGGGGGUCCGCUUGGCCAUGCCCCUCCUCAGCAGCCCUUCCUCAGCAAGGCAGCUCUGUCCCCUUGGCACAGAGUACUUUGAAGCUCAUGUUGAGAUUUUACCCUCCUCCAACCAUUUUGGGAAAAAAUGAUAGACUGGGACUCUUCAGAAAUUCUGUUUCUGGAAGAAAAUGUCCCUCCCUUACCCCCGUCCUUACUUUGUAACCUGGCUUAGAACAGGCCGUACAUUUUGUAGCACACUUUUCAGAAACAAUGGUAACCCAGGCCCAUGCUCUGAGGCCUGGACCCACUGACAGCAGGAGGACAGUCACCAACUGGGACGUAGCUGGCCAAUCAUGGAAGUGUGUCCAGGCUUCAGACAGCCUGAGUUUUAAUUUUUUUCUUGGCAGAGUAAUGUAAAAUUAAAAUGGGGAAAGAUAUUUAAUAUUUAAUACUAAGCUUUAAAAAGAAGUCUGCUAUCAUUGCUAUGUAUCCUGAUGCAAAGGCUGUGGCGAUAAUAAAAGGAAGUACAGAAGACAA
This is a messenger RNA of Molossus molossus (Pallas's mastiff bat), 2244 nucleotides long. RefSeq names its product adiponectin receptor 1 (gene ADIPOR1). Bases 247 to 1533 code for a protein of 428 amino acids. Lineage: Eukaryota; Metazoa; Chordata; Mammalia; Chiroptera; Molossidae. The transcript is spliced from 9 exons. The record is from RefSeq and is a predicted model, not a curated record. Gene Ontology annotation, cellular component: plasma membrane. Gene Ontology annotation, biological process: adiponectin-activated signaling pathway. Gene Ontology annotation, molecular function: signaling receptor activity.